This is a messenger RNA of Nicotiana attenuata, 1690 nucleotides long. Its product is annotated as hydroxyproline O-galactosyltransferase HPGT1-like. The transcript is spliced from 12 exons. Gene Ontology annotation, cellular component: Golgi membrane. Bases 197 to 1222 code for a protein of 341 amino acids. Gene Ontology annotation, molecular function: hexosyltransferase activity. NCBI's taxonomy places the organism in Eukaryota, Viridiplantae, Streptophyta, Magnoliopsida, Solanales, Solanaceae. The record is from RefSeq and is a predicted model, not a curated record.
UCGGACAUAACCGCCCCAUUGGCUCUGAAAUCCACAUAGACCCGAACUGAAAACUUUCCUUAGGCGCCACGUGAAACCGCAGCGACAACAUGACUCACUGAGUCAAUGUAAAUGAACCUGUUGGACUCCACUACUGUUCGGUCGGAUCGUCCAGAUUUAUAAACUCUUUUGCCGGAUUUGAGAUUUGAGAAGGAAAAUGCAGAGCCGGGGAUCCAAUGCCCGGUUCUCAGGAAUGGGAACGCGAUCCCCGAUUUCAUCUCUCAUGCUUGCCAUGUUCGCUACCAUGGCUUCCUUCUAUGUCGCCGGCCGCUUAUGGCAAGAUGCACAAAACAGGGUUUACUUAACAAAAGAGCUCGAUAGAAUAACCGGUCAGGGACACUCUGCAAUAUCUGUGGAUGACACAUUAAAGAUCAUAGAAUGCAGGGAGCAAAGGAAGAAACUAUCUGCCCUAGAGAUGGAACUGGCAGCUGCUAGACAGGAAGGAUUUAUCUCCAAACAAUCAUCAGAUAUGAAGAGAACUAAUGAAAAGGGUCCAGUAAUAGUAAUAGGAAUUUUCACAAGAUUUGGGCGCAAGAACGAGAGAGAUGCUAUAAGGAAGGCAUGGAUGUCAACUGGUGCAGCUCUGAAAAAAAUGGAGGAAGAAAAGGGCAUUGUUGCACGUUUUGUCAUUGGCAGAAGUGCUAAUCGUGGAGACGGCUUGGACAGGAGCAUUGACAGUGAAAACAGUCAAACUAAUGAUUUUUUUAUUCUUGAAAAUCAUGUUGAGGCUCCCGAGGAACUCCCAAUGAAAACAAAGCUAUUUUUUGCACAUGCAGCAGACAGUUGGACUGCUGACUUCUAUGCCAAAGUCAAUGACAAUGUCUUUGUAAACCUUGAUUCCCUGGGAAAUACACUUGCGUCAUAUUUGAAUGUCCCUCGUGUAUAUAUUGGGUGCAUGAAAUCAGGCGAAGUUUUCUCUGAGAAGGGCCAGAAAUGGUAUGAACCAGAUUGGUGGAAAUUUGGAGAUGGGAAAACGUACUUCCGUCAUGCUUCCACGGAGCUGUUCGUAAUAUCUCAAGCGUUGGCUAGAUACAUUUCAAUAAAUAGAUCCCUACUCCGUACUUAUGCACAUGAUGAUGUCAGUGUUGGGUCCUGGUUUAUUGGUGCCGAUGUCAAACAUGUAGAUGAGAGGAAGUUUUGCUGCUCGUCUUGGUCAUCAGGAGCCAUUUGUUCGGGAGUGUGAUUUAACUUGACUGAAAAGUGCAGAAGGCGUUUAAAGUGGCUUACUUGUUGAGUCCCUUGCUUCGCAAUUGCUAGCAUAGCUUCAUGACACUUGGGUUUUGUCAACUCAUCUCUGUCCGGCAUUCUUCGGGAGUUCAUUCCUUUAUCAGAAAAUAUAUGUAGAUUGCAGAGCUGCUGAAAUUGUGAGGAUUCUUUUCUGACAUAAGUAAACCCAAAGUACAUAUGAUGUAUAGGCUUCUAUCCUUUAGGAAGUCGAGUAUAUUGUUUUACCCAACCCCUGGCUUGUGAGGGACAGACACUAAUCUUACCAUAUUAAGAUGUUGUUUAUUUGCUUAUUCUUUGAGAAGCGAAGGGGAUAUGUAUACUUGAAUUCAUCUGUGAAUUUUGGGAAAAUAUACCUUCUUGUCAUGAGGAGUUCAUGUAGAUGGAAUUGCGGAAAAGAAAAUGACCAUUUAUUAUUAUUUGUCCA